Molecule: messenger RNA, 1381 nt
Organism: Megalops cyprinoides (Indo-Pacific tarpon)
Lineage: Eukaryota; Metazoa; Chordata; Actinopteri; Elopiformes; Megalopidae
Exons: 8
Coding region: 534-1352 (272 amino acids)
Source: RefSeq, a predicted model, not a curated record
CUACACGGGGAGAGACCCGAGACAGCAUUGUGCCCCCAAAACACGCUUUCAUUGAGAAUGAGAGAUGGGGGGUGCGAGACGGCAACAAAUCAGAGCUCACCUUGGAAUGAGUGCGGAGUGAAAGUCUCCGUAGCCGUGGUCGUGUACAAUUUUUUUGAGGGGAACAGGGGCUGGAUUGUGCCGGAGAGAGGUGACGAGAGAAAUGCAAUUUGACAGAAGUGCAUUCCUAAAUCCGUAAGGAUUCGCGGACAUGGGAAGGUACUAAAAACUAUUUAACUGGAGAGCGGAGACGAAAAAGUUCCUGCACAUAAGCCAACUGUCGAGGAAAGGAUCCAGAGAAGAUACGCCCGACAGUAGGUGCUACAGGUUACUGAUUAAAAGUUGUGAAUGCGUGGGAGAAAUGCAGGUAAGGGAUUUACCUGUCUCUGGAGUUAAAUGGUGAUUGAGAAGAAGCUACCGAGAGUGCGGCGAGGGAGGAAGAAGAAACUGAUUGUUUUUGGAGGCGCAGUUUCGUUCGGAAACCAGGGUCGGAGAUGUCCCUUUGGAUGAUCUUACCUGUGAGCCUCCCUGCCUUUACCAUCACUGGAAUUUGGGUCGUGUACGCCAUGGCCCUGUACAAUCACCAUGUCUGUCCCGUGGAUAACUGGUUGUAUAACCAGUCCUGUGAGGAGGACCUGUCCCUGCAGAGGGGGCCGUUGCUGUGCUGCACCUUGGACCACGUGCCUCUGAUCAGUAAGUGUGGAACCCUGCCUCCUGAGAGCUGCUUCUUCAGCCUGAUCUGCAGCACGGGCUCCUUCAUGGUAAUGGUGAUUGUGCUCCUGCGUUAUGCCCAUGUGAUUGAGAAGCAUCAGAACUGUGUGCUGAAUACUGCAGGCCUCUCCACAGGCUGGAUCUGCGCAGCUGGUCUCAUCAUGGUGGGCAACUUCCAGGUGGACCACGCCAAGGUGCUGCACUAUGUAGGAGCGGGCGUGGCCUUCCCCACCAGCAUGCUGUUUGUGUGCCUGCAGUCGGCGCUGACCUACCGGCUGGCCAAGACACAAGCCGACUACAGGGUGGGCCACCUGCGCUGUGUCAUGACCCUGCUGGCCUUUGUCGCCCUGGUGCUCAGUGGCGUGUUUUUUGUCCAGGACAGCUUUGUGCUGCAGCAUGCCUCAGCUAUUUUCGAAUGGGUCUUCUGCGUCAUCAUCAUGCUCUUCUACGGGACCUUCGCCUUCGAGUUCGGGGGCAUGUCCAGUGACACCUUGAUGGUGCUGGCCAAGGGCGGAGCUCAGGAUCCCUCUAGCAGGGACUGCAAGGCAGAGUCAGUGGGAGGGGCCAGCCAGCACCAGCCUGAGAGCAUCUCCAUGCUGUAGAGGGGACCUGAUUGGCCACUGCUCUGGCC